CCCACUCCUCCCGGUGCUACCGGCCGCGUCCUCCACCUCUCCCCUUCCCAUAGCGACGAAGGGGCCACAUCCUCCCACGGACCACGACCCCCUAGCCCCAAAUCUCCGUCCGGCUGCAGCCCCCGCUCCAGCCCUACCCCUGCUCCGCCUCCCUCGCACCGCCUCUGUCUUCCCUUCUCCCCGUUCCCGUUCCCGUUCCGCCGGAGCUCAGCCGAGAAGGACCGAAUAGAGCCGAGCCCAGCCGAAGUGAACCCUCGGCAGCCGAACCGAACCGAGCCCAGCAGAGCCCAAGCGAGCACAGACGAACCCUGCGCAGCCGAACAGAGCCGAGCCGAGCGGAGCCUACCGGAACCCAGCUCAGCCAAAAAGGACCGGAGCAGACCGGAGCAGACCGAACCGAACCCGGCCGAACCGGAAGCAGGGGCGCGCUGGGGCCAGCCCUGCCGUGCGAGGCCAGCGGCGGCAGCUGCCACCCAGCUCGGCGGAGCGAGGGGCGAUGGGGAGCAGUCUCCAGCCCAGCUGCAGCGCAGGAAUUCCCUUCUGGAUGUCGGCUGCCGGGGGCCUGCUCUGAGGAAGAGGAGGAGGAAGGCAGGAGAGAGGGAGAGAAGGGGCCGGUGGGCAGGAGACCGUGCGAGUUGAGCUCUGCCCUUCUUUUCCUUCCUCCCUUUGUCGCCGGGCUCGUCUCCGACCCUGCUGAGCAGCAUGCGGAGGGGUCUCCGCGCUGCCUCGGAUGUGCUUGGGGUGCUGCUGCCGCCCCCCGCCGAGAAUCAGUCCCCCGCCGCGGGCAGCGCGACCCCGGGUGCUGGAUGAGCCGGCAGCGGGCAGGUGGCUGCGGCGCUUCCCCCUCCCCAGGAGCCCCGCUCCUUCAUGCGGGCUGCUGCGCUCGGGAGGAGCCGCUUCGCCUUCCUCCAGACCCCCCCCCGAGCAGGGGCUGGGGAGCGGCCCCCGCUGCGCGGCGCGGGGGUCCCGCAUGGCUUGUUACCUCGUCAUCAGCUCCCGGCACCUCAGCAACGGCCACUACCGCGGCAUCAAGGGCGUCUUCAGGGGACCGCUCUGCAAGAAGGGCGCCGGGGCGCCGGCAGCUGCCACCUCCUCUCUCCCUCCUUCCAUCGCCCCCCGCACGGACUAUGCUGAGGAGAAGGCUGCAGCUAAGGCUCUGGAGGAUGUGAAGGCCAACUUCUACUGUGACCUGUGUGACAAGCAGUACCACAAGCACCACGAGUUUGACAACCACAUCAACUCCUAUGACCACGCUCACAAGCAGAGAUUGAAAGAUUUAAAACAGAGAGAAUUUGCCCGAAAUGUGGCCUCCAAGUCAUGGAAAGAUGAGAAGAAGCAGGAGAAGGCCCUCAAGAGGCUCCACCAGCUGGCAGAGCUCCGGAAGCAGUCAGAGUGCAUCAGCAGGAGUGGGCCCUUGCUCAAAGCCCCCAGACUGGUGGUGGAGAAGCAGCAAUCAGAAGGCAGUUUGCUCUGCAAGGGUGGCAGGCUGCCAGGCAGCUCUCAGAGAAGCAGCAGGAGGGAAGGAGAAGGUUUGCCCAGCAGUGUCCGAGGCAAAGAGCAGCUGAUGGUAAGCAGGCAGCAGCGCCCUGCUGGCAGAGCCCGCACGCCUGGGGGCCACAGCUGCCAGGUGUUCCCAGAGAGCAGCAGCACUGCCCCGAGGGCAGGAGUGUCCUUCUCCUUCUGGAAGAAAGUCCCUUUGAAGCUGGAGUCCUCAGCCUCCCUUUUCAGUGAGAACUCGGAGGAGGGAGCAGACUGCGGCGGGUCCCCGGGCUGGGCAGCAGGGCAGGCUGCGGAGGGCUGCGGCCCCGGCGCGCUUCUGCAGCAGGAGGUGACAGCGAGCUUGGACAAAGGGCCACCUGCUGUGCCAGCCCCGCUGGGUCUGCCUGCCAGUGCGUCCAGCCAUGGAGCUGCAGAGCCCAGCACGCAGGAGAAGGACAGAAGUGGUGAUGGAGCAGCAGAGGACAAGGCCAGUGCCCUCCCUUCCUCCCCCAAAGCCAAGCCACAGCUGUCAAAGGCAGACUUCUCUGGGCUUCGAGAAGCAGAGCAAGGCAGCAAGCAGCAGGAGCCUGAGCAGCUGCCAGCAGCUCUCCCCUCGGCACCCUGCCCACACAGCCCUGCGUGUCCACAGCCCAGCACCUGCAGGCACGGCGGUGCCCAGCUGCCCGGGCAGCUGCCCGAGCCCCCGCCGCAGGCAGCGCCCGAGCUGGCCUCGGCCAGGAGCGGCAGCGACAGUGCUGGGGAGGUGCAGGGAGAGAGGCCUGCAGGGAGCUCCAGAGCCAGCGCGGGGCGCCUGGAAGCGCUGCCGAGGGAGGCUGGCGAGGGCCAGCCGCGGGCACUGCCGUUCCUGCCGGUGGUGAGCAAGGACGGCAGCACCGCCCUGCAGUGGCCCAGGGAGCUGCUGCUGUUCACCAAGAGCCAGCCCUGCAUCUCCUACGGCUGCAACCCUCUCUACUUCGACUUCAGGCUGGCCGCACGCCCCAGAGAUGCCAGGCGGCAGGGGGCACGCCAGGCCAGCUGCAGGGGGCACCCCCGGGCUCAGCCUGCAGAGGAGAACCAAGCCUCGGGGUUAAUGCCCCAGGAGCAAACCUCACAGCGAGCAGAUGGCCACUUGUCCAGACCAAAAAAGAUGAAAGGUUCCCUGGCCCCAUGCAGGGCCAAGCAGAAAGCUGUGUCGGGUGCAGGGAAAGGAGGGGAUGGGGACGGUCAGAAACGCAUCGCAGAGAGCUCGAAUGAGAACCCACCCAAAGUGCCUGCUCAGCCUGAGGGCUCACACAGCACACACCUGCCAGAGAAGCAGCUGCAGACCGCAGCUGUGGGAAGCCCUUCCCAGCACCUGGUCCGGAGCUGGGAAGGAAGCAGACAGAGCCUCGGGAGCGAAAGCAUUUCCUUCGCUGCUGUUAUAGCUAGGCUGAGAAAGCCCAGGGCUGCAGGGCGCCAUCCGCCCUGCUCUGAGGAGAAGCGUGGCCACCAGGACUGCAGAGCCCUGCCAGACGUGGCCAGCUGCGACACCAGCGACAGCAGCAAAGACUCUGCUGGAAGUUUCCAUAGUUCUAAAUCCAGUUCCAGCAGCAGGUGUUCAGAAACUGAAGGCUGUGUGAGUUACAGGAGGUGCUGGAGGUGCCCUUCUCCAAAGCCCUCCUCUGAGAGGUAUUCCUGCUCUUCCCACUCUUCUGUGAGCAGCACAAGGAGCGACCUGAGCUGCCUGAGCCCCACCUCAAACCAUCACAGCAGGGGUCACCCUUUGGUGUGUUGCAAAGGACAGAGCAAGGGACGCAGGCACAGGAAGCACAGGGCUGGUGUCCCUCCUGCUGGCGCGGGAGAGGCUUGGCUGUGCCCCAGCAGAAGUCACAGGAGCAGGAGGAGGGCGCAGGGGGACACAGCUCAGUGUGGAGGCUGCUGGAGACACAAUGUUCUACAGCACAGAGACAGGUCCAAACACAGCAGGUGUGGGCAUUUGGGCCAAGGGCACAGCAGAAGCAGAAGCUACCAGAGCUCCAAAAGUGCUUCCACCAGAGAUUCCAGGAGCAGUGAAAGAUCAAGCAGCAGAAGAUCCAGAGGGAGCCGGUCAGGAUCCUUCUCCAAAGAGGCUGCCAGCAGUGAGAACCGCAUGAAAGAGGACACAGAAAGAGUUUCCAACACCAAGCUGGGAAAAGAGGAGACUGCACAGGAUGGGAAUGGUGAGCCCAGAGCCUUGGCCACCUGCUCCUCUGAAGCCUUGGCAGAGGAUGUGCAUGGGAGAAGAAAGUCCCUGGCAGCCCAGCAGCUGCACAGGGCAGAGUCCGAGAGAAGCCCAGGGCAGGUGUGCACCUCAGAGAGGCUUCCAAACACUUGUGGGCAGGGGUUGAAGGGUCGCUGCCGAAGCCACUGUACCCUCCAGCUCGCCCCACCGGCAGGUGACACUGCGGUGCUGCCUGUGCCAGAGGAGCUGCUCAGCGUGGCUGCAGGGGACAGGAGGCAUCGGGACACCAGCCUGAGGAGAGGCAAUGCUGAAGCGCCAGAGCUCAGGAGUGCUGCUGAGCUCAGGAGUGCUGCUGAGCUCAGGAGUGCUGCUGAGCUCAGGAGCGCUGCUGUGUCUCCAGGCACCCAUUGUGAUCGCUGUCUUCUGCAAGACGUCCUCCAAACAGGAGCAGGCUGCCAGAGCCCGAGCAGGAGGAGCACAGCGAUGCAGGAGCCACCCCUGCCCCUCUUCUUCAGUGAAGUGCAGCCCUUGCUGGCAGGCUGUGAGCCGGUACCAAGUGACUCCCCUGCUGCUCUCCCCUCCAGCAGGUACUCUGUUGUUGCUCCUUGCAUAGAGACCAAAGAACUCCCUGCUGUGGUCACGGACUGUGCCUGGGCAGAGGGCAGCUCGGGCCCUCUCUGUGCCCAUGCUGCACAGCACCCUGGUGGCGCAGUCAGUGACCCAGAAGGGUGCAGGGGGUCCUCAUGCCCUCCCUUCCCUCAGCAGCCUGUCACAUUCUCCCCAGAGGAGGUGGACAAGUACAGGCUGCUGCAGCUGCAAGCCCAGCAGCACAUGCAGAAGCAGCUCCUGGCCAAGCAGCUGAAGGUUGUGCCCUGCCCAGGCCCAGCUGCAGCAGCUGCUGCCCUCCCUGCCCAGCAGCAGGCCACCCUCACCACUGUCCACCACACGCUGCUCCAGCGCUUCGUGCUCUCUGCAGCCCUGCACCCCCACGGCAGCCACCUCUCCCUGGCACACCUGCACCCCCUCUCCCCAGCACACUUUGCCCCCGUGUCCCUGUGCCCACUGUCACCAGCCCUGCUUCCCGCCCACCCUGCUUUGCUGGCAGGGCACCCACUGCACUUGGUCGCCAGCAGCCCCCUCCAUGCAUCCCCGCUGCUGCUGCCCGCACUGCCACACGCCGCCUGCCUCCCAGCCUUACUCACCCCGCAGCUGCCCCCAGCCCCCUUGGCUCAGCCCCUGCUGCAGAGCCGAGAGCCCCACCAGCACUCUUGCUCCAGCCAGAGCCAGCAGCUCCACUCAGCAAAAGAAGUGUUCAGCAUUUCCAGCUACCUGACCUAGCCCAAGCGAUGGUCCCCACGGCUCCGGCCCCAGGCUCAGGCACAGAAAUGAUUCAGUGUUCACUGAGGGACAUCUGCUGAGAGCACAGGGACAGCUGCUUUGGAGCCCACAUCAGAGUCACAGGACUGCUGAGGCUGGAGGAGACCUUGGAGGUGAUCAAGUCCAGCCCCUUACCAAGAGCUCACAAUCCCACCACUGCUGCUAAGCUGCCUUCAGGGGACUGUUGGUUUGGGUCUCCCAUCACUGAGCAAAAGCUGUUCCAGACCCUUCUGCCAUACCAUCACAAGGGGAACAGGGUCCAUGCUACACACCAGCAAGGAUGAUCUGCUUUAGCAAACGAAUGGAAGAAGAUGAUGAUGAUGAUGAUGAUGAUGAUGAUGAUGAUGAUGAUGAUGAUGAUGAUUACAUUUCAGUCCUUGGAAGAGCAGGAGUCAGGGUUCUGAGAGGGAUUGACCUUUAAAGGCCCAUUCCAACCCAACCCAUUCCAUUCUGUGAUGGCAAAAGCACAAGGGAGGGAGGAAGAGCAAACAGCCCAAGAGCAAACCAGCAGCAGCUGCCCACAGCGCACGAAAUGCCCGGCACCGGUGUUAGUGCCCAGAGGGCAUCUCCUUGGAGGAGCAAGUUUUCAGCCUGGCUGAGCUGGUUGUUUUGCUCUACCUGCUGCCACCCUUGGGGUUCACAACUGAUGUGCUUUGCAUUUUAGCAGCAGUGUGACUGAAAGCAGGACUGAGCUGACACACGGAGCCGAGCUACGGCUUUGGGUGUGUUUAGACUGAGCCGUGAAGGAGUUUCAGCAUCCUGAUGGCAGUGAUGGAUCCGCUCCAAGUGAAUCAACCUUAGCUUUUUUAUUCUUCAUUAUUGAUCUAGUUCCUGUUAAUCAAUUCAUGUAUUGACAUAUGAGUAUGUAAAUAUAUUUGUAUUUAUUUCCCUUCCCUUUAAUUUUUUCUUUCCUUUUCUCUCCUCACCUUUCUUUUCUUUCCUUUCUUCCUUUUCCUAUUUGUAUUCUUUUCCUCUUUCCUUCCCUCUCCCUACAUUUUAUUCUUGAUUAUUAACCCAAGGAAAAGAGGUCACUCAAACUGCAACAUCCCAGUAACAACAGCUUCCUGGCUUAAACACUGGUCAAAAAAUCCUCGUGGGUUUCUGGGGGGGUGGUGACUGAAGUUCUUCUGGAGCACGUUUAGCACAGAUUUGUUGUGCAGAUCUGCACCCAAAUGCCAUUGGUUUCAAACGUGUGAAGCUUCUGUUUAAAAAUGGGUGCUGCUGUGAUGAGGAUCCCAUGUGGGCAAUGGUUUGGAAUGAGAGCAGAUUGAGACUGGAGGUGAGGAACAAGUUGUGCAGCAGGAGGCUGCUGGAGCAGUGCCACAGGCUGCCCAGGGAGGUGGUUGAGGCCCCAUGGCUGGAGCUACUGAAGGUGAGGCUGGAGCAGGCUGUGAGCAAGCUGCUGUGGUGGAGGAUGUCCCUGCUGAGUGCAGGGGGCUGGACUGGAUGAGCUUUGGAGCUCCCUUCCAGCCCAGCCCAUUGCAGACUGGAUGUAACUGAGCAGUUGAGGGCUGCAGUGCCUGCCCAGGUGUCCUCUCCACGACGGCAGGUCAGGGAGCUGCAGCCCUGCCAUGCUUUCUAGCUGCUUGAAGCAGCUGCUUGGCCUGUGUGCCCCUGCAGUAAGCACGGGGCUGGUUUGGGGUUUUAACUAACACAGGCUCACUGGUCUGCAGAGUGCCAGCCCUGUCCUCUUCCUGCCAAGCACACCAAGAGGCAGCAAACAGGAACGAACUGCAAGCUGCAGAAUGAUGCAAAGCCUUUGGGUACCUACACCUGCAGGAGCGAGCUGCAGCUGAGCCCCGCCUCUGGCUGGCCCCUUGGGCCCCUCGCAAGGCUUCCUGGUGGUUUCCCGAGUUACACAGGGGGUUGUGUAAAUGGUCCGGGAGAGAAACAUUCCUUUGGAAAACAGUAAUAAAUUAUUCUCUCUG
This is a messenger RNA of Pogoniulus pusillus (Red-fronted tinkerbird), 6984 nucleotides long. RefSeq names its product zinc finger protein 804B (gene ZNF804B). The record is from RefSeq and is a predicted model, not a curated record. The coding region runs from base 731 to 5017 and encodes 1428 amino acids. The transcript is spliced from 4 exons. Lineage: Eukaryota; Metazoa; Chordata; Aves; Piciformes; Lybiidae. Gene Ontology annotation, cellular component: nucleus.